GACCCCCUGGACUCUGUGUGUGUACGCAACUGACGAAUAAACACUGACGUGAUCAAAGAACCUUAUUAAAUUUGCGAACUUGCUACGAAUCUAUUCUUUCACCUGACUGUUUUACAGUGUUUUUGAUGUUACAUCAGGAUCAAUUAUGUUUCGUAUUUCGAAACGCAUUUAAUGUAGCGAAACGUAUCCGGAAAAAUUGUCUACGUCUCACAAUUGUUGUACACAUAAUUUGUGCUGCGACAUUGUUAAUUUAUCAUGAUGAAGGAUAUAAAUCAAUUUGUUGCCUGUUCGGGAAGAAAGAGAAGUCUGAGAAGUUACGAGAGCCCACUGAACAGUUUGAGAAAAAGAAAGAAGAAGAAAACUCCAGUCUCUGUAACGCCAGAAGAAUUGGACAACCAAAUUACAAUAGACUCUUUGAACCAACAAUCUUCCUCAAGAAAUAGUGUGAUAGUUAUAACUGACAGUGAUAAUGAAGCAACCAGCAAAAACGAAGAAGAUGUCAUAUUAUCUGACAUAGCAGAGUGUCACUCAGAACAGUCCUUUCUUCAGCAAGAACCAGAAAAAAGGCAGAGAGCUUUCAAGAAUAAAACUAGCAGACCGUCAGUUAUAAUACUAGAAAAUGAAUCAUUUAUAGAUGAUUCAUCAAGUACGAAAGAAUCGUCAUCAAAUGGAGAAAAUGUUGCACCGUCACAAGUAGAAGAUGAUGUGGUUGAAUUAUGGUCAUCUCUGAAGAGUCCGCAAAGAAGAAAGAAAGGGAUGAAAAAAAUAAUAAACAGAUAUUUUAUCAAAUGUGAUAGAGACAGGAAAGCAAAUUUUAGAAUAGACAAGAAGCCAGAUUACACGUAUCUUGGGAUUCUGACGAACAAACAAUCUAUACGGAUGAAAAAGCAAAAGCUGAAGCACAAUAGAAAAAUUGUGAAAAACAUUAGUGAAACUAUCUCUCAGCGCAACGAAUCUGUUGUAAGCCGGGCACGUUUAAGAGCUUGUAACAUUAACAUCAAAGAAACAAAGAAAGCGGAAUGUCAAAAGUUCAAUAACCCAGCUCAUGUUAUUGUCGGAGAAGUGAAAACAACGGAAUGUGAUAAAAACCACAAUAGCACAAAUUUGAAUCGUAAAUUAAGAGAGAUAGUUGUAGAUGGCUGUAACGUAGCGUUAUCACAUACAAACGGUCAGGAAUUCUCUGAAAAAGGCAUUAAAAUAGUUAUAGAUUAUUUUGAGUCGAGGGGUCAUGUUGUAAAAGUUUUCUUGCCGCAGCAUAUUCGAAAGAGAAAAUAUUUGCUUCUCGAGGAAUUGUACAAAAAGGGUAUAGUCGUGUUUACACCUAGUCGCAAAAUCGCUGGCAAACAAAUAACAUCAUAUGAUGAUCGAUACAUCUUGGAAUAUGCAACAAAGUGCGAGGGAAUCGUGAUUUCGUCUGAUCAAUUUAGAGAUUUGUACGAAGAGAAACCAGAAUGGCGUGAUACAAUUCUGAAUCGUUUACUGACGCCCACUUUCGUUGGAGAUUACAUUAUGUUCCCUGAGGAUCCGCUUGGCAAAUCCGGACCUAAUCUCGAAACAUUUUUGCGACAUUGAGAUUAUUACAGUUGUCGAGCUAUAUAAGGCCAAUAUAUUUGUAAUAUUUCCUACAGCACACAUUUCUCAACCAUUGUAGGAAAUAUUAUAAAUUCUAUAAGUGUUAAAAAUAAUUUAUAUUUUAUAUACCACGGUGUAUUGAUAAUGUUCUCCUUAUUUUCUAUUUAUUUUCUUUGAUAGAUUGCGAAAAUUUUGUAUAAUAAAAAAAAAAAAAAACUGUUAUGGUCAGUAUUCUUAGUCUGAUCUCAUUUAAGAACGUCGGAAGUUCAUCUUGUGUGCGAGUUGUUUCAUUGAUUACACAGAUCAUCGAAAGAUGAACUUACAUUUAAGAUGAUCUAAUUAUGUGAGAUUCGACCAUGAAUACCGACGUUUAUGUGAACGGAAAAAUAUUUUUCUUUAUACGAUACUUAUUAAAGACGUGUGUGAGAAUUGUAUACGCGGAGAUACACACAAAACAUCACUAUAACAAGAGAUCCUACGUGAGAUUUGACUAUGAACGCUGUUAUAAACGGAAGAGCAUUUUCGUUUAUAUAUUUAUUAAAAAAAAACGUGCGUAAGAGCGAAAAAAAAAACGCACAAAAUGUACUACUAUACAAGAAAUGUACGAAGAUCUAAAUAAAGAUAUUUUUAUGUAAAUUAUAUAUAUUAUAUUCUCUGCGAAGUGUAUAAAAUAUUUAUAAGAUUAAUUUUUUUAAUGAAAAUGCUUUUACAUGAAUAUACACAUAACGUAUUAUUCUGCUACAAAAAUAGUUAAAUAUCAAAAUACUUUGUUACUACAUUGUAUAAACGUAAUCGCAUACUGAAAUAUAUUAAAAAAAAAAA
Molecule: messenger RNA, 2394 nt
Organism: Pseudomyrmex gracilis
Lineage: Eukaryota; Metazoa; Arthropoda; Insecta; Hymenoptera; Formicidae
Product: probable ribonuclease ZC3H12C
Exons: 5
Coding region: 256-1572 (438 amino acids)
Cellular component (GO): nucleus; cytoplasmic ribonucleoprotein granule
Molecular function (GO): mRNA binding; RNA endonuclease activity
Source: RefSeq, a predicted model, not a curated record